AUGCUUAAUCCUGAAAUUAUUCCAUUAAUCUAUCCAAUUAAAGAGAUUUUUAUUACUGUUAAUUUUCCAAUGAGUAAGAUUUUUUUAACUUUAUCUAACUUUUGUAAAAGUUUGGACUAUAUAGAUAUAUUUAAUCCACAAGAAACAGAUAGCAGUGGUAUUGCAUCGCUGAUAAUAUCUCAAACAUCACUACGUACAUUAGUACUUCGUGGAUUUCAAUUUCUGGAUCAAAUAUUAUGUGCUCUUCCAUCUCAAUCCGGUUCACUCAAAGAUCUUACUUUUUCUUUUGUAGAUUUUUCUAAAUGUUCUCCAUUACAUGGUUUAGCAGCGUGUAAAAAUUUAAGAGAAUUGAAAUUUUGGGUGUGUUAUAAUAUUUCAGAUGAAAUAUGUGAACCAUUGGUGAACUGUGAAUUUGAGAAAUUAAGUAUCGUUGAUUUGGAAGAUACUUAUAGCAAGAUACUUAUGGAAUUGAAAGAGAAAAAAGAGAAUCAGCAGGAAUAA
This is a messenger RNA of Dentiscutata erythropus, 501 nucleotides long. The record is from the annotation of a GenBank genome assembly. Lineage: Eukaryota; Fungi; Glomeromycota; Glomeromycetes; Diversisporales; Gigasporaceae.